This is a messenger RNA of Solea senegalensis (Senegalese sole), 1714 nucleotides long. It is a transcript of the gene ccr10, whose product is annotated as chemokine (C-C motif) receptor 10. The record is from RefSeq and is a predicted model, not a curated record. Lineage: Eukaryota; Metazoa; Chordata; Actinopteri; Pleuronectiformes; Soleidae. The transcript is spliced from 2 exons. Bases 111 to 1307 code for a protein of 398 amino acids. Gene Ontology annotation, molecular function: G protein-coupled receptor activity. Gene Ontology annotation, cellular component: membrane. Gene Ontology annotation, biological process: immune response; G protein-coupled receptor signaling pathway.
AUAAAAACAAGUGGCAGAUAAAAACAAGUCACGCUGAGGUCUUCGCUGCCGUCUCUUUUAAAAGUGCCAGCUUUGUCACUUUUGUCCCUCAGAGACACGAGGACGAGGACAUGAGCAGCGGGGACAACGGCACAGUGAUGGACAACGCGGACUUCCUCAACUUCCUCAACUUCUCGCGGUGGAACAUCAGUAACAUCUCAGAGUCCGGUUACGACGGCUACGACGGGUACGACGGUUACAACAUGUCGUCCGAUUGGUGCGAGGCCGGCGAGCACGAGCUCACCAUCAAGAUGUUCCAGACUUGCGUCUUCUGCCUUGUCUUCGUGUUGGGCGUGGUCGGGAACUGCCUGGUCAUCGCCACCUUUGCGCACUACCGCCGCCUGCGGCUCCGCUCCAUGACGGACGUCUUCCUGUUCCACCUGGCACUGGCCGACCUCCUCCUACUGCUCACGCUCCCCCUGCAGGCCGCGGACACUCACUUCGGCUGGAUCUUCUCCGUCCUGCUCUGCAAGGUCACACGCGCCUGCUACGCCAUCAACACGUACAGCGGGCUGCUGCUGCUCGCCUGCAUUAGCGUCGACCGCUACAUGGUGGUGGCGCGGGCGCAGGUCAUGCUCAGGCUGCGGAGUCAGAUUCUCAGGGCCGGGAAGAUGGCCGCCAUCGGCGUGUGGGUCAUCGCGGUUCUCCUCAGCCUCCCCGAGAUCCUCUUCUCCGGCGUGUCCGAGCCCAUGGACGGCGAAACGCCGCAGUAUUACUGCGGCAUGCUCAAGAGCGGGGCGGUGAAAAUGGCCACCAGCGCCGCCAUGAUCGCCGUGGUCUGCGUGUCCUUCCUCGUCAUGGUCACCAGCUACUCGCUGAUCGGCAAAGUGCUGUGUGAGGGACACGCCCGCCGGCGAGGGAAGAGCUGGAGCCGCCAGCGCACGCUGAAGCUGAUGGUGGCGCUGGUGCUGGUGUUCGUGGCGUUCCAGCUGCCAUACACCGCGGUGCUGUCCCGCAAGAUAGCGGGCCAGUUCUGCGGCCUCCUGCUGGAGUAUGUCACCUGCACGCUGGCGUACGUGCGCUGCUGCCUCAACCCCGUGCUCUACGCGCUGGUGGGCGUGCGCUUCCGCAGUGACGUGCUGCGGCUGGCGCGGGACUUGCGCUGCUGCGUGCGCGGGCUCCAGCUGUCGAGUGUGGGCUCCACCUCCGCGUCGCCCUCGUCGCCCGCUCUCACCAUGCUGGCGUGUUCGCCAACAAAACGGGAACACAGCUGCUCCAGCAAUGAGGCCGCGGUGCCGGCCAUGUUCCAGUUUCCAGGAACCAAAUAACACUUUUUUUAUUUGUUCAUAUUUGCAUUUCUCUUUAGUUUCAACGUUUUCUACAGUUAGGCCACGUGGUGGGUGUAGCGGUUAGCACUCUUGCCUUUGCAGCAAGGGUUCACGACCCAGUCAGAACAAUGACUUUUCUGCAAGGAGGUGUGACCCUCAUGUGGAGGAUAAAGCGGUAGAACAUGGUGGUCGAUGGGCAGUUAACACACAGGAACAAUGACCUGACGACAUGGAAGAGCUGGUGUAGACUUUGUUUCCCCAGUUUCCAGUUUUCAUUCACAGAUGAAUAAAUGAUGCUGUGGUUCCUUUUUUUUUUGUCAUAUUAUCCUUGUUAUUUCGACUCCAAAUCAGUGACACAUACAGUGAAACUUGUUUUAUUUUGUUUAUAAUAAAGAAAACAAAAAGUC